AUGGCGUACGUGAUGACAGUGCGGGAAAUGCCCUUGGAACUGCAAGGUGACAUCUCUACGUUGGAUCUCGAGAUCAAACAUGAGGUGAGGAAGGAUAUGCGACCAGGAUUCCACAUAUCGGAAGAUGGGGUGUUAGGAUUUAAAGGUAGAAUUUGUGUUCCCGAUGAUGUAGAGAUUAAGAAACAAAUCUUCUACGAGGCACACAAUGCCCCUUACGCAAUGCACCCUGAUGCCACAAAUUAUGUUUUUCCACAAAUUAUGUCAAGAGAUUUUACGGGACUGCUGCGAAAUGCCUGUUGGGUACGUCCAGAUUCUGGUGGGGAUCGCGGGUCCAUUGUUGCUCGAUGGGUUCGAGUAUUCGGUGCCGAUGGCGACUACGGAGGGUUGUUUGAUUGCGAGUACAAAAGAGCUUGCAAGGCUAUCCAUUUGUCUGGUGGGGCUACCAGCGUGUUGUUGAGGGAUGCCAUGACCAGAGCACCGGUUGUGAGGUUUAAUUCCGCCAAGAGAGCUUCCGAGUUGAAGUUCUUCUUAGAGGACCCUGAAAAUUUCGAGACGCUUUCCAUCGUCUUUAACAGUUCACAGCUUCCUAUGUCAUUCUCUAGUACCAGUUUCAUAUUUUUCUACUAUAUGACAGGCAACUUUUGUUCGGACAAGAAACCUGCUGCUGUAAACUGGAUCGAAGGGCUUGGAAAAUCAGUUGUUUGCAAGGCAGUAAUCAACGAAGAGGUGGUGAAGAAGGUUUUGAAAACAAACAUCCAUGCUCUUGUAGAGCUUAACAUGCUUAAGAACCUUGCUGGCUUUGCCAUUGCUGGUGCUCUCAGUGGAUACAAUGCUCAUGCCAGCAACAUAGUAUCUGCAGUAUUUAUAGCCACAGGCCAAGAUCCAGCACAAAACAUAGAGAGCUCUCACUGCAUUACCAUGAUGGAAGCUAUCAACAACGGCAAGGAUCUUCAUGUCUCUGUGACUAUGCCUUCAAUAGAGGUGGGUAUAGUAGGAGGUGGGACACAACUCACUUCUCAAUCUGCAUGCCUGAACUUGCUUGGCGUGAAAGGUGCAAGCAAAGAGUCCCCAGGAGCUAACUCUAGACUACUGGCCACCAUUGUAGCUGGUUCGGUGUUAGCAGGUGAGCUCUCUUUGAUGUCUGCUGGGCAGCUUGCCAAGAGUCACAUGAAAUACAAUAGAUCCAGCAAAGACAUGUCAAAAGUUACAUGCUAAAUAGGUACAAAAUAAAAGAAAAAAAAAGGGAAGGGGGGGUCCGGGUGUGAUUAUCGAG
This is a messenger RNA of Humulus lupulus (European hop), 1273 nucleotides long. RefSeq names its product 3-hydroxy-3-methylglutaryl-coenzyme A reductase 1-like. The transcript has 5 exons. Bases 1 to 1215 code for a protein of 404 amino acids. The record is from RefSeq and is a predicted model, not a curated record. Gene Ontology annotation, molecular function: hydroxymethylglutaryl-CoA reductase (NADPH) activity. Gene Ontology annotation, biological process: isoprenoid biosynthetic process; sterol biosynthetic process; coenzyme A metabolic process. Gene Ontology annotation, cellular component: endoplasmic reticulum membrane; peroxisomal membrane. Lineage: Eukaryota; Viridiplantae; Streptophyta; Magnoliopsida; Rosales; Cannabaceae.